CGUAGGACUCAAGUCCACACAGCUUCAGAAUCGCGAAUUCCUCCAACCUCUCGAUCAAGAUGGAAAGAGAAACUGGUAGAAUGUGCUACUGGUAUUCGGUUAAUACUGCGUGCUGCAUCGACCCCGCCUUCCCAAACAUAGCUAGGCUGUGUAACUUCAGGCAGCCAGUCACCACGUUGUAUUUAAUCUGUUUUCCGGCCUUGCGACUGUUGUCUCCUCUUUCUCUUUUCUCCUCUUGAAUCUGCUUACAUCGUGAGACCAACAAGCAGGUUUUGAGAAGUGUUUGGAGAAUUCGGAAUUCCAACCCCUUUUUUGCUUACCUCAUUCAAGUUACCCCUCCUCUCGGCCCACUUGACGCUAUGCCUACAGUUGUCAUCAAGCCUGGUGCUACUGUCUUCGUGACGGGUGUCAAUGGGCUUAUCGGAAGCCAUGUUGUCGAUCAGCUGCUGAAGCGAGGAUACAAUGUUCGUGGUGCGGUCAGACAAGUCCAGAAGCACGGAUAUCUGAUCGAGUACUUCAACGAUAAGUACCAAGAAGCGAAGUUCGAGCUGGUCGAUGUGCCGGAUAUGACUGCUGGGGGAUGCUACGAUAAGGUCGUCAAUGGUAUCGAAGGAUUCAUCCACGUCGCAUCACCCAUCGGAGGCAUCUCAGAUGUCCACGAAGCGAUCGCGCUAGCUACUAACGCAGGCCUGAAUGCACUCAAGGCUUGCGCAAAGGUCCCUUCGUGCAAAAGCUUCGUCUUUACAUCAUCUUCCCUUGCUGCAACGUUCCCCCACCCCAAUGUUGAGUUUUCAAUCGACGAAAAUACCUACAACGACGAAGCAUUGAAGAUUUUGGAGAAAGAACCGGGUAAACCAGGAUUGUUCGUCUACGCAGCCAUGAAGACGGAGACUGAAAAAGCGAUAAUGAGAUGGAUGGAAGAGAAUCAACCCGAUUUCGUACUCAACCGCGUCUUGCCAAACGCAAACUUCGGCGCUGUCUUGAUUCCUGAGCACCAAGGCUUUCCGUCAACCAUCGAAUGGGCCCACGAUGCUUGGAAAGGCAUACAGUCAGAGAGAUGGACAACUUCCGUUGGACCACAGUGGUACAUUCAUCCUGUCGACGAUGCACUUCUGCAUAUCUCCGCAUUGAUCCAUAGCGAUGUGAAAACGGAGCGUCUCUUCGGUUUCGCAGAGCCGUGGAGCUACAACAAGAUGAUGGACAUAUGGCGUAAGCUUUAUCCCGAGAGAGAAUUCCCGGAUAACAUCGAGGGCAUGGGUGUUGAUCGGAUGAGCUUGCCAAACGCCAGGGCUGAGGAGGUGAUGAGCUGGUUGAAAGGACCGGGAUCGGGAUGGGAUAGUCUUGAGAAGGGAUUGCGGGAGAUGACUGAGAACUGGGAUUGAGCGAGCUUCCUUCUUUGUAUGUUUGCCAGUUUAGGUGAUGCUCAGGUCUUGUCGCUCCAUUGGUGGAAUGCAUGGUUUUGGUCGCCACACAUACUCCAGCUAUCCA
This is a messenger RNA of Alternaria alternata, 1488 nucleotides long. Its product is annotated as dihydroflavonol-4-reductase. The transcript is spliced from 3 exons. Lineage: Eukaryota; Fungi; Ascomycota; Dothideomycetes; Pleosporales; Pleosporaceae. Gene Ontology annotation, molecular function: oxidoreductase activity, acting on the CH-OH group of donors, NAD or NADP as acceptor. The record is from RefSeq and is a predicted model, not a curated record. The coding region runs from base 360 to 1382 and encodes 340 amino acids.